UGAAUUAGCUAGCCCAGUAGAUGAGGCCCAUUAGCCCAACAAGGUCCAGCACUUACCAGUUACCACUCCUCUGCCCCCUCUCCCGAGCCGGCGGCGGCACAUGGGCGGGAGCCUCGCCCAACUGCUCCUCUCAUGCCUCGCCGGCGACCGCCUCCGCCGCGUCCUCCCGGCGGCGCACGCCCGCGCCGUCGUCUCGGGCCUCCUCCCGGACCUCUUCCUCGCCAACCUCCUCCUCCGCGGCUACUCCAAGCUCGGCCGCCUCGCGGACGCCCGCGCCCUGUUCGACCGAAUGCCAGGCCGCAACCUCGUCUCCUGGGGCUCCGCCAUCUCCAUGUACGCGCAGCACGGCCGCGAGGACGACGCGCUCGCCCUCUUCGCCGCCUUCCGGGCUGCCGCCGACAACGAUGGCGAGCCGCCCAACGAGUUCCUGCUCGCCAGCGCCCUCAGGGCCUGCGCGCAGUCGAGGGCGGCCCGCUUCGGCGAGCAGGUGCACGGCGUCGCCGCCAAGCUCGGCCUGGACGCCAACGUCUUUGUCGGGACUGCGCUGGUCAACCUGUACGCCAAGGCUGGCCGCAUCGACGCGGCGAUGCUUGUCUUCGACGCGCUGCCGGCGAGGAAUCCGGUCACCUGGACCGCGGUGAUUACUGGGUACUCUAAGGCUGGGCAGGCUGGGGUUGCCUUGGAGCUGUUUGGGAAGAUGGGGCUGGACGGCGUCCGGCCCGACAGGUUUGUGCUGGCGAGCGCUGCCAGUGCUUGCUCUGUGCUUGGGUUUGUAGAGGGCGGCAGGCAGAUACAUGGCUAUGCGUACCGAACCGCGGCGGAGUCAGAUGCGUCGGUGAUCAAUGCGCUCAUCGAUCUGUACUGUAAGUGCUCCAGGCUCUUGUUGGCUCGCAGGCUGUUUGAUUCCAUGGAGAACCGCAAUCUUGUGUCUUGGACGACGAUGAUAGCUGGUUACAUGCAGAAUUCGCUCGAUGCUGAAGCCAUGUCCAUGUUCUGGCAGCUGAGCCGGGCUGGGUGGCAGCCUGAUGUUUUUGCCUGCACAAGCAUCUUGAACUCGUGUGGCUCUUUGGCAGCGAUAUCGCAAGGAAGGCAGGUACAUGCUCACGCCAUAAAGGCUGAUCUAGAGUCUGAUGAGUAUGUCAAGAAUGCUCUGAUUGACAUGUAUGCUAAGUGCGAGCAUCUAACAGAAGCAAGAGCUGUAUUUGAAGCCUUGGCAGAAGAUGAUACGAUUUCUUACAAUGCAAUGAUCGAAGGAUAUGCAAGGCUGGGGGACCUUACAGGAGCAGUUGAAAUAUUCAGUAAGAUGAGAUAUUCCUCACUAAAGCCAAGCCUACUGACAUUUGUUUCGCUGCUUGGGGUGUCCUCAUCUCGGUCAGACCUUGAACUGAGCAAGCAGAUUCAUGGUCUCAUCGUCAAAUCAGGAACUUCAUUGGACCUAUAUGCAGGGAGUUCUCUGAUCGAUGUCUAUUCAAAGUUUUCCCUUGUGGACGAUGCGAAAGUUGUAUUCAGCCUGAUGCACAACAGGGACAUGGUAAUUUGGAAUGCUAUGAUUUUUGGCCUUGCACAGAAUGAGCGAGGGGAAGAGGCUGUGAAGCUCUUUAACCAGCUUCGUCUCUCUGGGCUAACACCUAAUGAGUUCACGUUUGUUGCACUAGUGACUGUGGCAAGUGCUCUGGCAAGCAUUUUUCACGGUCAGCAGUUCCAUGCUCAGAUCAUCAAAGCAGGUGCGGACAGUGACCCCCAUGUUUCAAAUGCUCUCAUAGACAUGUAUGCAAAGUGUGGCUUCAUCGAAGAAGGACGGCUGUUGUUUGAGUCAACACUGGGAAAGGACGUCAUCUGUUGGAACUCGAUGAUUUCUACAUAUGCGCAGCACGGUCAUGCUGAGGAAGCUCUUCGUGUUUUUGGGAUGAUGGGAGGGGCUGGAGUAGAGCCGAACUAUGUGACAUUUGUCGGUGUGCUGUCAGCAUGUGCUCAUGCAGGCCUUGUGAAUGAAGGCUUACAUCAUUUUAAUUCUAUGAAAACAAAAUAUGCAGUUGAACCAGGCACCGAGCACUAUGCUUCUGUGGUCAACCUUUUUGGUCGUUCAGGCAAACUGCAUGCUGCCAAGGAGUUUAUUGAAAAGAUGCCGAUUGAACCAGCUGCGGUUGUUUGGAGGAGCUUGCUGAGUGCCUGCCAUCUGUUUGGUAAUGUUGAAAUCGGGGCGUAUGCCGCUGAAAUGGCACUCUUGGCGGAUCCUAUGGAUAGUGGCCCCUCUGUUCUUAUGUCAAAUAUUUAUGCCUCUAAAGGACUGUGGGCUGAUGCACAGAAGUUGAGACAGGGGAUGGACUCUGCUGGCGUUGCGAAGGAAGCAGGAUAUAGCUGGUGAAGGAGGUUCAUAUACAUUCUUCGCAAGAGGACGAGAACACACAGAGGCAGAAGUGAUACAUGCAGUACUGGAUGAGCUGACAAGUCUACUUAAAAAUUCUGGGUAUCUCCCUGAUACCUCUGAACUUUACUUUGCUUGAUGAGAAUGGUUGAUGGUACUUACUGAAUGGUAACUUACAUAGUUUUCAGUGUGUAGACAGAUGGUCUUGGAUGAACUGUUCUGGCUACGUCCCCAAACAUAACUAAUACUGGGAGGAUGAUGCUUUGAUAUAGUAGUUCUGGCUGUAUUCUUUGAUAACUUUUGUGUGUUUUACAACAGCUUGUCCAACGACUAUCUGGCUAUGUACUACUUACUGAAAGAGACCAGAGUUGGAAUGACUUGAUCAGAUCAAAUGCAAAGUAUCUUACCGCGCAUGUUCACUGUGGGCUUGACAAAUGCAUCACUGCGCAUAGCCAUGCUUAACUCUGAUUUGAAGGUUCAGUGUUGUUAGCUACUCAUGAGGUAACAAGAAUACAAUAUUUCCCUUGCAGUAAUUUGAAUCUUCUUGUUUCUAAGAAAAAAAGGGAAACUUGAAUCUUCUGUACAGGAAAAUGAUUUUUCAUUGGAUAAUAUUAAACUACUGCUUAACUAGCCAAUAAUACUGGAACAUUAGCGUGCUUUGAUUCAGCUGAACCUGUUCCUGAAAAAGUGAAUUAGAAGUUGCCAUUUAUCUAUCUACUAAGAUGGCGUGCUGGAGGGUUCGACAUGGUCUUUUUUCUACUAGACUGCAGUUCCAGCGAGGUCGAGUGCCACGUCGUCUGGGCCAGCAUGCUCACAGAGUUCAUCCUUGAUGGCGAUGGCUGGAUGGACUUUGACGAUGUCAGCCUCGUCGACGGCUACAACAUGCCCAUGCCAUGUUGGUUCACAAGCGCUGCCCCCUGUGAGCUCUGCUCCAGUUACGAGGACACCAUCUCCACAUUCGCUUGCAACCACACAAACUACAGCAUGACCUUCUGCCCACAGUCCAAUCCAAACAGCAUAUGGGGAUUGAUAUGCUGAGUACGAGUGGUUACAUGUAUUCAGAAAACUGGACAAGGAGCAUGGGAAGAAAGCUAUAAUUUUUGGUGUUCCGGCUAUAGCUGAAUGGUUCAGAAGCAAAGUCCAUUUUGUGCCAUCUGUAGCUGCCCUGGGGUCUGCCCUUUUGGCUGCAGUAAAGGCAUAAACAACAAGCAGAUCAACAGGAAGAUCGAAGCAAGCCACAUAGUCCAACCCCCUUGUUACAAGGACGAGCACCAGGUCCUGGGCCAGCCAUUCUGCUGUAAAAAGGAUAAGCUGUGCUGGCAAAAUCUUGGAGAAUGCUUCAUAAACUGCCCGUGCAAGAUUAAUUGCCAACCAUCAGCAGCAACACAGAACCACAUGAUACCAACAUCUAAACACACAUAAACAAGUAUUAAUCCUAUGUUCUUGCUAAUGAUGAAACUGAAAUCAUAAGCCAAUACAACAGUUUAUGCUGAUGUAAUGCAAACUGAGAAAGAAACCUACCUUUGCAGUUUGACA
Molecule: messenger RNA, 3901 nt
Organism: Triticum urartu
Lineage: Eukaryota; Viridiplantae; Streptophyta; Magnoliopsida; Poales; Poaceae
Source: RefSeq, a predicted model, not a curated record